This is a messenger RNA of Clonostachys solani, 585 nucleotides long. The record is from the annotation of a GenBank genome assembly. Lineage: Eukaryota; Fungi; Ascomycota; Sordariomycetes; Hypocreales; Bionectriaceae.
AUGAUUCACUCUUUUCUGAUCUCAACUUUACUUACUCUUGCGGCUGUGGUCCACUCCUACCCAGCGCAAUACCCGAAGAUAACUGUCCACGAUCUGACGUCUCGAAACGCUGUUCAGCUGGAAUCCAGGCAGGAGAGGCCGGUUUCAUUCGAAUUUCACGCCAGCGGCGCCAAUUCAACCCAUGAAUUCGUCCAAGACGCCCUCCAAGGUCUGGAAUCGUACUUUGAGGAAUCCGACAACUGCUUGAAGGAGAUGAUCACCAUCAGCGUACUUGACCUUACUAUCGCUUCCUUCAUCGGGAAAGGUGUUGCCAAAUCAUCUGUCAAGCCAAUUUUCAGCCAACUGAAGGAGAAAAUUAGUAGCCUCAGCAUGGUCCACGGAACUACCAUGCAGCUUUGUGGAAACAGCCGGACCUCGGAACACACAGUUGGUAUUACGAUUGACACUUCGGGGGAUGCUACGGCCACUGAAAAGAUUCAGCGAGCUUGGGGCAGAGGGGAGUGUGCAGAGGUUUCUGGGCUGGUGACCUCUACACUGGAAAUAUCUAUCGAGGAAGCUGCCGUGGCCGAAACCACUCAGGUCUGA